AUGCUGUCAAUCAAUGGGUUCAGUGCAAUUGAAUCGGAAGUCGCAGCGUUGCUGGACGAAUGCCUGAGUUUAGUGCGCCGAAUCGCCAGCGAGGAUCAGAGGUCAAAACCGGCGAAAGACAUUGCCGAAAACGACUGGAAAGAGGAGGCAUCGAAGUCAGGAAGAGGGCAGCAUAAAUUCGUCCAACUCAGUGACUUGGAGAAGGAAAAACUGUACAUCGCGACGCUUUACGCCAUCAAGCACAAAGUCGAAGUGGUAAACAUCGACCCGAUUUCCUCAGCCGACCUUUUCGACUUCGUUCAAGAUGCCUUCGAAGUUACUGUCGAGGACCACUGGAAGUACAUGGCGGAUGUGCGUGAGGAAAAGCCACCGGCGGUGAUAAUCAACGUCGUGGUGGUAGAAGCCAAGGAUCUGAAAGCGAAGGACGUAAACGGCACCAGCGAUCCGUACUGUGUGCUGAGCGUCGCCAGCGGAACCGUGUCGGCGUCUUCAAGACGCGUCAGCACCGCUGAUGACGAUUCACCGGAGCUGCCCUGCUCUAAAGAGCUGGAAAAACGACUCUCCGGUCAGUUUGUCGAGAAGGUCACUCUGGACAGCAGAGACAUGAAAUGUGUCAGUGAGGUCAAAGCAACGUCCGUCAAACGCUGCACGCUGAAUCCCGUGUGGAACGAGAAGUUUCAAAUGGUAGUGGAUGACGUUAACACGAACACUCUUCGAAUCGACAUAUGGGAUCUGGACGACAGCGAGGCUAACGUCAUUGAUGCCUUGAAGAAACUGAACGAGGUCAACAGCCUGAAAGGAUUAUCCAGAUAUUUCAAACAAGUUGCCCAGAGUGCGAUGACGAACGCCUCUAGAAGCGUGGACGACUACCUGGGAUGUGUGCGGAUUCCGAUUAAGGUGGACUGUGUUUCUGACUAG
Soboliphyme baturini is the source of this 918-nucleotide messenger RNA. NCBI's taxonomy places the organism in Eukaryota, Metazoa, Nematoda, Enoplea, Dioctophymatida, Soboliphymatidae. The record is from the annotation of a GenBank genome assembly.